Messenger RNA from Dicrocoelium dendriticum, 1697 nucleotides. NCBI's taxonomy places the organism in Eukaryota, Metazoa, Platyhelminthes, Trematoda, Plagiorchiida, Dicrocoeliidae. The record is from the annotation of a GenBank genome assembly.
CUUGGAUGUGUGAGUUAAUGUGGGGCGUUGCCCGGGAUUUCGUUACGCAAUCGUCGUGGUAGCUUGCUUAGUUUCAUUCUGAUUAUUUUCCAAUGCACGCCUCAUAUCAUUGACUGUAGCUGCCUGUGUUGCUUCACUUUGCACUGGAAACUGCUUAUCCAUUGGAUUAAAAUUUGCAUACGCUCGCAAGUUGUCUGGGCUCAAUUCCACGACCCGAUUUUGGUAUGGCAAAGAAAAGCUUUUGUGGCGCGGUUACUUUUACAUCUGAAGACGGAAUAUACGACGACAGAUGUGAUAUCAGCGACCAUGGAAAUACUGGUUCACGGCGACGCAAUUUGGGUCAGUUUGCUCUGUCUCUACCAGAGGCUAAAGCUGGAAUAAGUAAAACCGAUUCGGCACAACUAGAUUUCCUAACUUAUGGACCCAUCAAUCCACCUUUUUCAAGUAAACCUGGGCGCUCGACAUUCCUGCACCGUAGCCAUUCAGAUUCGGCCAUUCGUAAGAAUUAUUUAGCUGCUGCAGGUUACGAAUCUCCGCCCUAUUCAAAUUUCGCGCGCUAUCUGCCAUGUCUUUCUACUCCCUCUGAAGGCACAUCCAGUUCGAAUUUUUCACCCUUUUCUGCCUCCAAAUCGGGUGAUACUACGGAGAGCAGCUUUUGCUUACCUAUUUUUGCGAGCUAGUUAUCUCUUCCAGAGCCACCAGAUGGUGGUUAUGGCUGGGUUGUCGUUUUUGCCGCAUUAUUAGUUCAUAUGAUUACUGAGGGUGUAAUAGUAUCUUUUGGUGUCUUCAUAGAGGAUCUACUGGAGGAGUUUGGCGAAUCUAUGAGUGCCACUUCGUGGGUUGGAUCAUUCUCUUAUGGAACUCCCGCUCUGGUUACUCCCAUUUCGUCGUUUAUCUUGAACAAACUCGGCUGUCGCAUAACUUGUAUGCUUGGAGCUCUAAUAAGUUCUGUUGGAUGCCUCGCAGGCUCUUUUUGUGAUUCAUUGUUGGCACUUGUCUUUACCUUCGGCAUUUUGUCGGGCAUUGGCUUCAGUCUCAGCAUGACAGCAGCACUGGUUGUUGUGACUAUCUACUUCGAUGAUCGGAGAGCUACUGCCACUGGACUAUCUAUUGCCGGAACCGGUGUUGGUGCGCUUGUCUUUGCUCCGGCCGUGGAGUUCCUCAUCAACGUGUACUCGUGGCGAGGGACCUUCAUGCUGAUGGCCGGUGCUGUUUUACACAUAGCCAUCUGUGGGGCAUUGAUGCGACCUGUGGAAACACGGAUUGAGCGACGUCAUCGUCAAAGACUAGCGUGGUUGGAGCACUUCGCUAAAGAAUCUGGCAUGCCAACCAUAGUCAAAAGCGAAGAUUACCUGGGUCGUGACGUUCUUGGGCGCAUCAAGUUGUUACGUGAUCGAUUGUUGGCUCCUAGAAAGUGCUUCGGGCGCACCCACGGUGUCGUACGAAUGCCAACUGAGUAUCGAUUUGAAGGCAACCAACGAAUGCACGAUACAAGCCAAAAUGUUGGUUGCUUCUCUACUCAUUGCAUUCAGGUGAUCGAAGCUCGCGAUGCUACUAGCAAAUUGUACACUUGGUCUACUUUGGCCCUCGCUGCUACUCAAAGUCAGGGCUCUCCACAAAAGACAGUGCUGCAUAAUCAUUUCUCUGACGCGAAAUCCGUUCCUGCGAGUGCAGUCAAACCCCUGACGACUGUUUAG